AUAAUUAUAAUUAUCAUUCGUUAUCACAAGUUGUUCUCGAUAUAUAAAAACGGAACGAAAGCGAAAUCUUCGCUUUAACACAGUCUAACUUAAGCAGCAAAAUGAGGAAAGUUAUUUGCAUCUUGGCAUUGCUUUGUACAGUUUAUGCAUCGAAGCAAGAUGUGCUUGAUCCCUCGCGCAAUCUCGAGCGACUAGUGAACGUACAGAAAAUAGCCGCCGAAGUUAUACUAAAUAGCUUGACGUUAUUCGAGAACCAAACAAAAACGAAUUUAGAAAUAAAACUCGACGAAUUGAAACUCCAAGCUUUAACUGAAAUCUGGAUAUAUAUCAACGGAGCACAUACAAAUAUCAACGAAUUUAUCAAUAAAGCAAAGGAGGAGGGUAAAAACGUAGAAGAGUGUCAAGAUUACGCGAAAUAUAAUCUGGAGACGAAGAACGAAAAUGCGAAAAAUGAUGUGGAGACAUGCAUCAAAAACGGUAACACAGCGAUGGAAAAUCCAUUAGCAAAUGUGGCAAAUAGUAUUGAGGUAAUUAUUAUUAUUCUCAUGAAAUCACGUGCUUCAACUCAGUCCUGCGUCAUGAGGAAUCUUUACCUGACCCAAGCAACGCUGAAUCGUAUCAGUAGCAAUGCCAAUGGAGUGACAGCCACCGCGACAGUUGAAUAUACAAAAAUGAUUAUAAAUGUGAGAAGCUGCCUAACGAAAAUCACCGCUGACACCAACACUUUUACCUCAAAUGUCAUUCUCUCUACGAGUAAUUGCAUAAGAAAUGCAGUGGAGAAUCCUAAAUCGACAACUGCCGCCGAGUCUGUUGUUUAAUAUAAAAAACUUCAAAUUUCGUUAGAAAAAAAUGUAUAUUCAAUAUAAGCCUUCAAUUAAAUUCUUAAAAUAAUUGUUCACUUAAUGUUGUGUGUACUUCUCCUCUGUAAAUAAUAUCAUGUAAUAUAAUUACAGAUAUUAUUUAAACAAUCGUAACUAAUAUAUACCACAGAUAUAUUACAAAUAAAGUUAUUGUAUUAAAAGAUU
Molecule: messenger RNA, 1025 nt
Organism: Pogonomyrmex barbatus (red harvester ant)
Lineage: Eukaryota; Metazoa; Arthropoda; Insecta; Hymenoptera; Formicidae
Source: RefSeq, a predicted model, not a curated record